Messenger RNA from Lutzomyia longipalpis, 864 nucleotides. RefSeq names its product NADH-ubiquinone oxidoreductase subunit 8 (gene ND-23). The record is from RefSeq and is a predicted model, not a curated record. The transcript is spliced from 2 exons. Gene Ontology annotation, molecular function: NADH dehydrogenase activity; 4 iron, 4 sulfur cluster binding. NCBI's taxonomy places the organism in Eukaryota, Metazoa, Arthropoda, Insecta, Diptera, Psychodidae. Gene Ontology annotation, cellular component: membrane. Gene Ontology annotation, biological process: mitochondrial respiratory chain complex I assembly; mitochondrial electron transport, NADH to ubiquinone. Bases 138 to 788 code for a protein of 216 amino acids.
CUUCGGACUCCGAAAUUCUGACGUUUCUUCCCCGAAAUAUUGUAAAUUUGUUAGUUCUGAUCAAUUUUUAGUUAAUUUGUGAAUAAAAUCCCAGUUUUUCGCUUUCAUUUGGAGUGAAAUUGAAAGAAAAUACAUUCAUGGCUGCCAUGAAGAUAUAUUCUUUGGCUAGAAGUGGCCAUCGCUUCUUGGGUGCAGCAACUCAAUUGAGACACUGCUCAUCCCUUCCGGCACCCUCAGCUUCGGGGAAGGGAACUGGAAAGUAUGUGUUUGUAAAUGAUAAGGAACCAAGCAUGGAGUGGGGGGAUAUCACGGAGAGAGCAGCCUCGAUAAUGUUCUGGACUGAAUUGGCACGCGGAAUGGGUGUCACACUGGCGCACAUCUUCAAGGAACCAGCUACAAUUAAUUAUCCCUUCGAGAAGGGACCGCUGAGUCCACGUUUCCGCGGUGAGCACGCCCUGAGACGUUACCCCAGUGGAGAGGAACGAUGCAUUGCAUGCAAACUCUGUGAGGCAAUCUGCCCGGCUCAGGCAAUCACCAUUGAAGCUGAGGAACGUGCUGAUGGAAGUCGACGAACCACAAGGUACGAUAUUGAUAUGACAAAGUGCAUCUACUGUGGCUUUUGCCAGGAAGCAUGCCCCGUCGAUGCAAUUGUCGAGGGCCCCAAUUUUGAAUUCUCCACGGAAACGCACGAAGAGUUGCUGUACAACAAAGAGAAACUCCUGCUGAAUGGUGAUAAAUGGGAAUCGGAGAUUGCCGUUAAUAUCCAGGCUGAUCAUCUCUAUCGCUAGGACAUGUCUAUGGAGAAUUCAUGCCGUGGUAUGUAGUUUGGAUUGUUAACUAUUUAAAUAAAAUUCACUAAAAAGA